Schizosaccharomyces cryophilus OY26 is the source of this 598-nucleotide messenger RNA. RefSeq lists its product as uncharacterized. The record is from RefSeq and is a predicted model, not a curated record. The transcript is spliced from 2 exons. Bases 81 to 332 code for a protein of 83 amino acids. NCBI's taxonomy places the organism in Eukaryota, Fungi, Ascomycota, Schizosaccharomycetes, Schizosaccharomycetales, Schizosaccharomycetaceae.
GCCUAGUGGAAGGACUAACGUAGUUUAAGUCAACCAAAUCAAAUUUUGCUAAACUUGAGGAAAUACUUUCAAUCUAAUAAAUGGAUUCAGAUAAGAACAAUUCUGCGUCUUGUUCUUCCAAGAACAGCGAAGCUAUUGCUAAAUCGAAAGCCAGUUUGAAGAAAGCCGCUGAAGACCCAAAUCCUCCUACAAUCCAUGGUCCUGGGGGAGUCCCUCUUAGUAAUCCGCCAAGACCCUUUUCUCAAGGUGGAAGAGCUAACUUCGACUCUAUUAGGCUUCCAGAUCACAUUGAUAUUGUGAAGCCAGAGGAACAGGAAGAGAAUAAAGGAUAAUCAGAUUGCAGAACAUUUACGGAUGUAGUGCUCGAAAGUGAAACUAGUAUGAAAGUUGAAUACGAAUAUAUGCGGAUCAUGAUUUUAUGAAUAACGGACUCUGCAAAUGCCAUUCGAUGAUAAUAAUUAUUGAAAAAUUUUGUUUUUUAGAUAUGCUUUUUUGAAUGAAUUUACUCGACAAUAUAAGAUACUUUAUGCUGCGCAAACAGUAGCUACAGGAUUUUGACAUUACCCCUUUUACCAAUUUUAAUAUUUGAUACGAAAAG